This is a messenger RNA of Gilbertella persicaria, 2123 nucleotides long. RefSeq lists its product as uncharacterized. Gene Ontology annotation, cellular component: nucleus. The transcript is spliced from 2 exons. The coding region runs from base 44 to 2086 and encodes 680 amino acids. Gene Ontology annotation, biological process: regulation of DNA-templated transcription. Lineage: Eukaryota; Fungi; Mucoromycota; Mucoromycetes; Mucorales; Choanephoraceae. Gene Ontology annotation, molecular function: DNA-binding transcription factor activity, RNA polymerase II-specific; zinc ion binding. The record is from RefSeq and is a predicted model, not a curated record.
GUUGUUUUUUUUAUUUUGUUUUUGUCUCCAUUCUUUUUUUCAUAUGUCACAACAACGUAAAAAGAAAACUGUUGAAUAUCAUUUUGUUGAUAUGAAUGACCCAGACAGAUACAAGAAACUCAAAGUAGCUAGAGCCUGUGAUUUUUGCAGAAAACGUAAAUCAAAAUGUGAUCUCGGUGUGCCGGGUUCAGGUACCUGUUCUAACUGUAAAAAAUCAAAUCAAAACUGUAUUUUUUCGCCUGUCAAUCCAUCCAAACCACAAAAGACAAUCAAGACACACUCAUUUCAGCCUCAUGAUCCUUUACUGCCCAGUCUAACUCAGAUCAAUUAUCAUAUCACCAAUCCAUUUUUCUCUCUGGAUCCUCAAGGACAUUGUGGCUAUGAAAAACAUGCUACCAUUACUUACAAUCACCCUUCGUUACAUGCUGUUCUACAUGACAUGCCCUCUUAUUCCAAACACCUUGAACAAGAAAUGUUUGAUGUCUAUUUCUGCUAUGUGCACCCUUAUUAUCCAGUCCUGGAUCGGUACUCUAUCAUGCAAGCCCUGAGAUAUGAUAGUAAUGCAAUUCCUGUCUCCCUGAAAUUGGCUGUGAUCUCUAUCGCACUCCAUUUUACACCCCGCUAUCAAGACUCAGAAACAUUAGCCAAUGCUUAUUAUCAACAUGCCUGUAUGCAACUUAAUUAUGAACCUACUUUAAUGACCCUGCAGACAUUAUUCCUACUCUACAAAUAUCAAGAAUUAUUGACACCUGUAGGCAUGCCCUUAACCACAGUUGCCUUGGACUAUUUAAAGCAAAUACAGACCAUGAUACCACAACUACAACAGCAAUUAAAAGAAAAUACAGCUACAUGGGCUAUUCAGGAUGAAUUUCUAUGUCGGGCUGGUUGGAUCUUGUUGAUUAUUGUGUCCAUGACCAGUCGAGCAGAUGAGCGAUGGACUGAAUUGAUCCAGUACUGCAACACACCUUCACGCUUACCUAUCUUGACAGAAACAGAGCACUAUGACAAGGUCGAAUUAAACACAACCUGUAGUCUGGUUCACUUUAUCAACCUGACUUUAUUGUAUUCGCGUGCUAUUGGCUUUAUCUCAGAUCAGAGUUCUUUAUUUACCUCCAAGGAGUGUCCUGAAUUGAUCAAAUUAACACAAGAUCUUGAUGCAUGGAAAUCAACCGUGCCACAGUCAAUUUCGUUCAUGUUGGAUUCACCUCAACGCUCAUUUGAUGCAAUCAAGCAAUCGACUUCUUUCACCUAUUAUUUAUGCUUGAUUCAUGAUAUUGUUGACUUGUUGUUGUCCAUUCAUCAACAGACAGACAUGGUCGCCAAAUCCAUCCAACUCUGUAAACGCACUUUCCAAUUUUGUGCUCAUGACAUGCAUCGCUCAAGACUGGCUUCUAUUCAGGGCAGCCGUCUGAUUUCUUAUGGUCUGACACUCUCACUUCAGUCCUUGAGCUAUUGUCGAUUAGAACAUCAAGACCAACAGAAAAAGACAUUUUAUUAUUACUGUUCGCUCAUCUUUCAGACAUUCGAUAUCUUGACACUCUUGCCCAAUUUGCACCUGAGUCUCCAGACACUCAAGACACAGAUUGAAGCAAGAGAAAAGUUAAGUACGGUCGAGAAAGGGUCUUUUUAUACAACACAUGGGCGCUUUGAUCAGUUUAGUUCCAGCGGUAGCAGCAGUAGUAGCAGUGGUGGCGCUCAUUCAGGCAAAAGCAGCGAUUAUUUCUCACCUAUUCAUCCUCAAGACUCUUCCUCUUCAACUUCUUCUUCACCUUAUUAUCAUACAAGAACAACCAAUACAGAACAACAAUCAUGGCCACAUCACACACAUUAUCAAUCGUAUUCACACCAUUAUUAUGAUCCUCCUAUGCCCACCACACCUACCUUUGAAGAAGAUGUUGGUAUGUCUUCUGUUGAUUAUCAUCAUGAUCCUCUGACACCACCUAUUACUUUUUUAUCUUUGGAUUCUUACUUUCAAUUACCUCAGCCUACUUCACGAGACACUUUGAUUGCCAUACAAGAACCUCCCCACCUAUUUCCUCUCGUUAUUGAAGCAUCUAAAAGCUGUAAAAACAAGCGUUUGUUUUAAGAACUUACGAUUUUAUGUGUGUACAUGUAUGCUUUUU